Antechinus flavipes (yellow-footed antechinus) is the source of this 967-nucleotide messenger RNA. It is a transcript of the gene LHFPL3, whose product is annotated as LHFPL tetraspan subfamily member 3. The transcript has 4 exons. Gene Ontology annotation, cellular component: plasma membrane. Bases 15 to 710 code for a protein of 231 amino acids. The record is from RefSeq and is a predicted model, not a curated record. Lineage: Eukaryota; Metazoa; Chordata; Mammalia; Dasyuromorphia; Dasyuridae. Gene Ontology annotation, biological process: sensory perception of sound.
GGAGGAGGAGGAGAAUGCCAGGAGCAGCAGCAGCAGCCGCCGCCGCCGCCGCUAUGCUCCCAGCUCAGGAGGCUGCUAAGCUCUAUCACACCAACUAUGUACGGAACUCCCGGGCCAUUGGCGUGCUCUGGGCCAUCUUCACCAUCUGCUUUGCCAUCGUCAACGUGGUGUGCUUCAUCCAGCCCUACUGGAUCGGGGACGGCGUGGACACUCCUCAAGCGGGCUAUUUCGGGCUCUUCCACUACUGCAUCGGCAACGGCUUCUCCAGGGAACUGACCUGCCGGGGCAGCUUCACGGACUUCUCCACCCUGCCCUCCAGCGCCUUCAAAGCUGCUUCCUUCUUCAUCGGGCUCUCCAUGAUGCUCAUCAUCGCCUGCAUCGUCUGCUUUACCCUCUUCUUCUUCUGCAACACGGCCACCGUCUACAAAAUCUGUGCCUGGAUGCAGCUCACCUCCGCUGCCUGUCUUGUACUUGGCUGUAUGAUUUUCCCUGAUGGCUGGGAUUCAGACGAGGUAAAACGGAUGUGCGGUGAAAAGACAGACAAGUACACACUUGGGGCUUGUUCAGUCCGCUGGGCAUACAUCCUGGCUAUUAUUGGAAUCUUGGAUGCCCUGAUUCUCUCGUUUCUGGCAUUUGUGCUUGGUAACCGACAAGACAGCUUGAUGGCAGAAGAACUGAAGGCAGAAAACAAAGAUGAUGGAAAUGCUUAAAACAAACUAAGGUAGUAUGAGACGGAAUCAUUUCUGCUAAGCCAAUAUUCUCUAGAAUGAGCACAAAACAACAUGAAUAACAGCUUUUAUACAUCAACAUCAAAUGCAAAGAAGCUUAGGAGAGGACCGAAGAAAGAGAUGAAUGUGGACAAGUGUGGAACAUCCAACUGUCAAGAACUUCGUUCUAAAUCUGGAUCAGCAAACACAGAAGAGAUUCCUUGGAGGGAGGGAAGAGGGGAGAGGGAGGGAGAGAGAGA